Molecule: messenger RNA, 217 nt
Organism: Racocetra persica
Lineage: Eukaryota; Fungi; Glomeromycota; Glomeromycetes; Diversisporales; Gigasporaceae
Source: the annotation of a GenBank genome assembly
GCCCAAAGCAAUAUUAGAGGUACUUUACAAGAAUCCACCGUACACUAACUUGAAUGUUCAUAAUGACAACUUUGAAUCACCGCCUGCUUGCCUUGAAAAGCUUGAUCAAAGGAUGAAAAAGCAUACUUUUAACUAUAAGUACUACUCUCUUAAUGCAAAAAUGCAAUAUUUGAGUGCUGCUGGGUGGAACAAGACUUCGAGUUUCAAUUUAUCUCUG